Molecule: messenger RNA, 1479 nt
Organism: Mesorhabditis spiculigera
Lineage: Eukaryota; Metazoa; Nematoda; Chromadorea; Rhabditida; Rhabditidae
Source: the annotation of a GenBank genome assembly
AUGCGACUCCCGUUCGGCUACGCGUACGAUGAGCGGAUGCUGGAGCACGUCUGCAACUAUGAUCCGACGAUGGCCGAGAGACCCGAACGGAUGAAGAUCAUCCAUGAACGGCUCGAGAAGGAGCGUUUGCUCAGGAAUAUUUAUUGGGUCCAAUCGCGCGAGGCCGUGGAGGACGAGCUGCUGCUCAACCACCCGAUCGAGAUCAUCCGCGAGAUGAACGCCCUCGACACGGAUGAGGCUUGCGAGAACUUUUGCAAGUCGCACGAGAUCCUGUGGAUGAACCCGAAAUCGGAGCAGGCCGCCCGAAUUGCCGUUGGGAAUUGCAUUGAGAUGCUGAAAGCGCAUCAUGACAAGAGGGUGGGCAAUGGCUUCGCCGUCGUCCGUCCCCCGGGUCAUCACGCGUACGGGAAGAGCCCGAUGGGAUACUGCGUCUACAACAAUGUCGCCAUCACGGCCAAGUACGCCGUUGAGAAGCUCGGCUACAAACGAGUCUCGAUCAUCGACUUUGACUACCACCCGGCCAACGGCACCUACUACUCCGUCAAGGAUGAUCCGAGGAUCAUGCUCGUUUCUUUCCAUUCCUAUCAUAGGGGUCUCUUCUGGCCGUACAGCCGCGAUUUUGACUACAACACCAAAGAUAACUCGAUGUUCUUCCCCCUCAACUGCAACAUGAACACGGAGAGCGACUAUCUGGCCGCGUUCAACCAUGUCAUCAUGCCUGUUCUCAAGGAAUGGGACACAGACCUCGUUCUCGUCUCGGCCGGCUUCGACGCUGGCUACUACGAUAUCAUGCUGACGUUGGGCCAGGCGAUCAAGGCGCAUGGCUAUGGUCACAUUGCGCGCCUUCUCGACGCGGCAUUCCCGGAUCGCGUGCUCGGCAUCUUGGAGGGCGGCUAUUUUUCAGAAUGCUACUCUGAGUCGGCCUACCAGUUUACGAGGGGUCUACAGGGCCUUGAAAUUCCGGAGGUGACGCAUGAUGCGCGGGUGAACGGAUCAAUGGCUGAGGUGAUCUGGAACAACAUUGUCCAUCACUCGCCCCGCUGGAAGUCGUUGCAGGCGUGGCAGGACAAGCUACAGGCCCAGCAGAAGUCCCUCGGCCUCGAGCCGUACACCCCCGACAACCAACUGUACCUCGGCCACGAAGUCAAGGAGCUCUGGAAUAAGGUGGUCUCCUCCGGGCUGUGCCGCACCCGCGAAUGGUUCCCUGAAAUGACCCCCGAGAGCGUCGACCUGUGCACGUCCAAGAUCAACGAGGUCAAGCAGAACUACAAGUACGCGCAGGCCAUCACGCAGCCGAGUGAGGAGCAGCUGCUCAAACAGCUGGUCUGGGAUCAGAAGGCCAUGCUCGAGUGCCACACAAAGUCGUUGCCAUCCCUCGAAUUCUGGACUGAUCAGUAUCAAGCGUUCAAAGACGGUCGCCUCGACCAUAUGAUGGUGUGCGACUGGGAUCUGAUCCGGAAGAGCGGCAUCAAGUUCUUU